Molecule: messenger RNA, 5543 nt
Organism: Entelurus aequoreus (snake pipefish)
Lineage: Eukaryota; Metazoa; Chordata; Actinopteri; Syngnathiformes; Syngnathidae
Gene: pms1
Product: PMS1 homolog 1, mismatch repair system component
Exons: 12
Coding region: 50-2857 (935 amino acids)
Biological process (GO): mismatch repair
Cellular component (GO): MutLalpha complex
Molecular function (GO): ATP binding; ATP hydrolysis activity; mismatched DNA binding
Source: RefSeq, a predicted model, not a curated record
CGGGCGGGAAUAAGAACGCUUCCGCUGUGUGGCUUGUGUCAAAACAUCCAUGAAGCGUUUGUUAAAAAUAUCCACUCAACAUUCGGUUAUCUAUUGUUACACUCAAGUUACUAUAAACUCGUAUAUCUCCAGCACGGCAAUUAAACGUUAUUUUCUUAAAGUCAUGAAGCAACUACCUCCAGACACCGUGCGGCUGUUGUCCAGCUCGCAGGUCAUCACGUCUGUGACGAAUGUUGUGAAAGAACUCUUGGAGAAUUCUCUUGAUGCUGGGGCUUCAACUAUUGACGUAAAGCUGGACAACUAUGGCUUAGACCGGAUUGAGAUACGGGACAACGGUCAUGGAAUCAAAGCUGCAGAUUCUUCCGUGAUGGCUGUUAAACACUUCACUUCCAAGAUACAGAGCCAUGAAGACCUGGAGCAUCUUGAGACAUAUGGUUUCAGAGGCGAGGCACUCGGGUCCAUUUGUGCUGUGGCAGAGGUUGCCAUCACCACAAAGACUGAGGAUGAUCACAUCAGCACCCAGUAUGUGCUUAACUUCCAAGGGCACAUCCUUUCUCAGAAGCCGAGUCACAUCGGCCAAGGAACAACAGUUUGUGCACUAAAGCUUUUCAAGAAUCUUCCUGUGAGGCGACAGUACUUCUCGUCUGCUAAGAGAUGCAAGGAUGAACUGAAAAAAGUGCACGAUCUGAUGAUGGCCUAUGCCAUUAUAAAACCUGACUUAAGACUCACACUUAUCCAUAAUAAGGUGGUGCUUUGGCAAAAGGCCAAAGUGGCUAAUUAUAGAAGUGCCCUCCUUGCUGUACUGGGGUCGAGUGCAGUGGUCAACCUACUUCCCUGUCACCAUCGUCAAGAAGAACCAGAGAUAUUUUUAGAAGGGUUUUUUCCCAAGCCAGGAGCAGAGUACUCUUCUACAAGCACUUCUGUUCCAGAUAAAACCUUCAUAUUCGUCAACAACCGGCCUGUCCACCAAAAAGACAUAAUUAAGAAGCUACGUCAACACUACACUGCGCAGUACAUGGAAGAGUCAGCACAAAGUCGAUACCCAAUUCUAAUGCUUAAAAUCACAGUUUCACCCUCUUCAGUGGAUGUUAAUCUGACACCUGAUAAGACCCAGGUUCUUCUCCAUGACAAGGAAGCUUUGCUGAUUGCAUUGGAAGCUUUGCUAGUUUCUCUCUAUCAGCCUGGAAGGGACUCUCAAAAGGAGCGGUGCAGCUCAGAAACAUUUCUUUCACCAACGCUUAAGACUGGAUCUUUACAACUGGAUGAUGAGAUUUUGAAAACGAGAAGUGCAACAAACAAUGUUGCUCCAUUAGAGAUUGCAGCAAGUAGCAGUUUCAAAGAUCCACUUAAACAGUGUGACGCUGCAGUGAAUGAUCAUCUUUUACCACACAGACAAGCCUCAGACUGCAGCUCUUCGUCCUCUGUAGCGGAGGACUGGAUUGUCAACCAAAUUCCUGGUGGACAAGAGUGUAAUUUCUCAGUUAGUUGUGAUGAUGCAGCAUAUUUGCCAAGUUGUGAGGAAAAUCCAGUAUUAGGUGCAGACUCAAGUAAACUCCAUAUAUUAGCUGAAGACUGGUGCAGGGGCACAGCUUUUAUGGACCCAGUAUCAGGAGAACCUCUGCAACCCAUUAAAAUUAAUUUACCUUUGGCGCAGAGUCACACUGACAAAGAUAAGCUUAAGGCUCAGAGCAGCAACAACAAAAAGAUGGUCAAUAUUAUAACAGAAAAGCAGACAGCUCUGACAGCUUUUGACCUGAUCAGUAAUCGUACAAUGAGAGCGCCACUGUCACCUGUCGCCCUUUUUGAGAAGGAUGCCCGAGUUGAGAUUCUUAAAGAGAAACCUACUGCCAGCCUGCAGGAGAUCAGCGUCGCUGUUAAUGAGAGAUGGAAAAAUUCCGCUGAGCAAGACCGUAAGAAGUAUGAGGAGAAAGCAAAAAAACACCUGGAAAACCACAAGCGCACCUGUACCACCAAACUGGCAGACAGUGAAAUCCUGAAAGAGCGGAUGAGCUACAAACGCAAGGCUUCACUCUCAAACCAACAGCUGCUAGACGAGCUCUUCUCUGCAAAGCCCCAAAAGAAGCAGAGGAGCCUAACGCCAAAGCCUUUCAGGCCCUUCCCCUGUUGCAUGUCCAGCCUGCGGUUGCGGCUUCAGCGCCUCUCAUCCAAGAUUGGAGCAGCACCACAGGGUCUCCGUCUUGUAGCCCGGCUGGCCUCUCAGAGUGCCUGGGUCGUUUUAUGUGGUCAGAGGCUCAUGUUGUUAAACCCAUUUCGGGUGCAGGAGACCUUGCUGUUUAAGAGACUCCUCCAGAAUAAUAUACUUCCAGCACUCACUCUGCAGAAUAAUAUACAUAUAACAGAAGGGAGUUUAGGGGGGACAGAGUACAUAGAGACUUUAUGCAACAUGGAGAAACAAAACCCAGAUCUGAACGGUGGGAUGUUCAUCUCUGACCCAAGACUUGUGGCCAAUGGGUUUAAAGUCAGACUCACUCCAGUGGUCACGCCACCUGAGAGACAUCUGGAAGUGACAGCACUGGCAGACUGCGUACCUUUCCUCGGUGUAGAGGACCUCAGGGAGAUCAUGACUGCAGUGCAUCACAGGAAGGCCAAGACUGUCCAGGAGUGUCGGCCCCUGAAAGUUUCCAACUACCUUCAAAGUGAAGCUGUUCGACUUGCCCGACAGAUGCCUUCACAUUUAUCAAGGGAGGAUGUGGAGGACAUCCUUCGACGGAUGGAACAGCAACCUGGGGAGGACAACCACAUCUGUUUCCACGGAAGGCCAUUUCUACAACUCCUGUGUGAAAUCCCUCAUACUGACCAGGAGACUAAGUCUCUGCUAAAACCUUUGGGAUUAUAAAACUGAUGACACCACAAUACAACUAGUUUGAAUAGCUGUAAUUUUAACAUAACACACCUUUUAAAACAGUUUUCGUACACCCCACUUUACCUAUGUUUCGGUUUUCAAUGAAGAUUUUAGCCAAACGGUUUACCCGGUUUUCGUAAGCCGUCUCGGUUACCAUACAGCUAAACAUUUGUGGUAACAAAUUGGUCCAUUUGCCCGUGAAUCAAGUGCCCAAACAAAGAAGACUGUAAAAUAAUUAUUAGAAAAGAAAAAAAGGUUGUAAGUGCCAGCAUUUUGAGGAAGUAAAUGACAAACUUUUAAAAAAGAAAGAACUAACAGAGUGCAAAGGUAAUGUCUGUGUGGCUCUACCCUCUUCUCUCUCCACUCAUCACUGUCUUUGCCGACAAGAGUUUUCAAUAAUGGUAAAAGUGAUGUUCAAGGGGACCUAAGAUCAUUUUAAUUUACAUUAAAACACUUGCUUGUGUUCUAGAUAAUAUGUUUUGGCUAUGCUUUGGUGUAAAUUUCGCAUACAUUUUGCUCCACAGUCACAUUUAUAACCUACUUCUACAAGAUUGAGAUUAACAUCGUUUGUGGAGGAUUUCUACCCGCCAUCUUCUCAAAAAGUAUCCUAAUUUAUCUUUUGAUAAUGCACACUGUUUGAAUAAAUAACUUAAAAGGAAACCUGCACUUUUGUGUUUUUGACUAUGUUUUACAAUCCGUAUGUGAGACAAGAACAUAUAUGUUUUUUCAAUGCAUUGUAACUCGUAAAUAAACGCUGGCAAAAGUCUGCUAACAAUGGAGGUUAUGGGAUUCGCUGCAUUCCGCCUAUAAAGCACUCUAAAAACAUCCAAAAACCUCCAUCAACGUUUUGUAUUCAUGCUUUAAGCAUAUAUGUUAUGUAGUAUCAGGUACAUUAUAAAUAACAUUUAAUUGUGGCGUAUUAUGGUCAUUUUAAGCGUUUGGCAACGUAUUAAUUUCACAGACUCAUCACAAUAUUUGCUAUUCCUUUCUACAACAGUAACUAUUAUGCAUGGCAGACUUCAUGACAUCCAAUGAGAGAAAUUAUGAUCCAGAACCUUAUAUUUUUUAGUCAGAAUAUACGAAGUAUGAGCUACACGUUUUAUGAGCUAAGCGAUGAGCAGAUCCAACAAGUAGCACUAUUGCUAAACAAUACAUACAAACUACAAACAUAAUAAAAAAUCAAGAAUUAACUUUUACCAACUCAGAGGCGAUACAGCAGCUCACCAGCUUAGUAUGUCAAUAGCUGCAUAGGCUAGUUACCUCUCCGUGAUCAAGGCGCCGGUAAAAGUAUUUCCUUGGCAUCAGUGCUGCUUAUAAUAAUAAUAUUGCUAAAACAUGGUUAAUAUUUAGGUCACAAGAUGUAAAUAGAGUAUUGUUAGUGGUUUUUGGAUGUUUUUUAUAGGACUGUACUCCCAUUAGCUGCAUUAUUAGACGAAUUAGACUGCAUUAAAAAAAACACAUAUGGUCUUGUCUCACAUAGGGAUUGUGAAUGAUAGGCAAAAUUCUAAAAAAAAAAACCUGUAGUAUGCCUUUAAGACAAACAUCACUGCUAUUUUUUUCCAGACACUGUCAAAAAUAAAGUUCAUUAACAUAAUAUAGAAUAUUCCAGUCACAACAUUUGGUAUACCUGCCUACUCUCAGAUUGAUACAGAGUUGCAUAAAAAUGCUGAUUGAGCUGUACUUAUAUCACUGCAUGUCGGUGUUGUUAUGCACAUGCCAAGAUUAGAUGAAAAUUAUACGUUAUCCUACCUUCUCCUGUGUUUCCUCAAACCAAGGCCAUAAUAUCGCCUGCUUUUUCCGUUUGAGUUUAGCGGCUAAUCCAUUUUCACAAUGGCCCAACUUGACAAAACAAAAAUGUAAUUAAGACACAUUAAAACACGUACCUAUUUAUUUUAUAGACAUCAAAGAGGAUGAAUUGGAUUUACAUAAUUUCCUAUAGGAAAAAUUGCUUUGAUUUUUGUGUUAUUUGGUAUUUCUCUGACGUUUUAAAACGUAUUACUAACAAAUUAUACAAGUAAAACUGUAUUUAGUUUUUUCUUUAUAUUUGUAGACUUUGAAACAGUGAUAAUAAUUGAGAAAUAAACGGUUACAGUAUUAAUAAGCUUGUACAGGUUUUUUUUCCCGUUUUGCUUCUAAUCACAAUGUUAUUUACAGACUUCCACCUUUAAUUUCAGAGCUAUGUCUUCUUUUGAAUUUUGCAUAAUGCCAUUUUAUGCAAAGAAGAGUAAUAGUAAAAUGUGACGAAUAAAAAUAAUGUAACCAUAGUUUUUAUACUGUACAUGGAUGAAAAUAUUUUCCUGUCAAAAAUGACUGCAUAAAGAUCAACAGAGCUCACCAAAUUCAGACUUUCCUCCUUUCCAAUGCCACAGCCACAGUACAUUCUGCAUUUUGUGCAUGGAGCUGCAUUCACUUUUGUCAUCACUAAGAAAAAAUAUCUUAUAGGUAAGAUAAGAUCAGGCCAACCACUUGUCUAUUUAAUAUGUAUUUUUUUUUCCUUCAUAAGUUUUUGGUACGUUUAGUGGAUUUAACACGAUCAGGAUUUUAGGAGCUUAUCACCCGGUUGUGCAAUUUUAUGUUCUUAUUUUAUAUUGUGUAUUUCAUUUUUGUCAACUUCAUGUAAUCGAUCAUUUAGACAUGACCAACAAUAUUUGAUACAUUUCGAAUUAAAAUCCUCAUUCUC